Molecule: messenger RNA, 522 nt
Organism: Zingiber officinale
Lineage: Eukaryota; Viridiplantae; Streptophyta; Magnoliopsida; Zingiberales; Zingiberaceae
Product: probable transcription repressor OFP9
Exons: 1
Coding region: 1-522 (173 amino acids)
Biological process (GO): negative regulation of DNA-templated transcription
Source: RefSeq, a predicted model, not a curated record
AUGAAGACUUGGAUGGGCAAGAGAAGGUGCAAGGAGCAGAAGCAGCAGCAGCAGCUUACCGAGAGGAGCGGCAGGCACCACUCCAGCGGGUGCUUUUGCUGCAGCUCCAGGCUUAGUGUCUCCUCUAACAGCGGCAUCAAGAGCUCCAAUGACUCCACGCAGCUAGAAGCACUGUCCAGCCUCGCGCAUGGCAUGGUGCAGGCUCGGCUGGAGCAGAUUAUCAGUCAUCACUGGGAUCCAGGCGUGCGCCACCAGAGGAGAAUGAACUCUGUGGUAGCCGAAGCAAGCAAAAGUAGGUGCACUUUGUUGAUCGCCAUGGACAGGAGGUCUCAUGACCCCAAGGGGGACUUCAAGGUGUCAAUGAUAGAGGUUAUUACGUCCAAAAGGAUGGAGGAGCCGAAGGAACUCCGGAGCCUCUUGAAUUGCUACUUGUCGAUGAACUCCUCAGAGCAGCGGCUCGUGAUCCUUGAAGCCUUCCACGAAGUGUGCUCCAGUCUUUUCUGUUGUAGAGAUAAGUGGUAG